AUGGUGACAUGCCUUUGUUUUGAAAUCGGUCGAAAAACGAAACUGAAAGACAAUUCUGAUAAGAAAUCCAAACGUGACAAGUCGCCAUCAUCAACACCGUCUCCUGCCAGACCAGAACGAGUUUCAGAAACAGUGCUAGAUGUUGAAAACAGAUGUCGGAUUUUCUCACACCAAGAACUCGCCACCGCGACAAAUAACUUUAGCGAUGAAUCUUUGAUCGGAAGAGGUGGAUUCGGAACUGUGUAUAAAGGAAGGCUAGACACUGGAGAGGAAAUAGCUGUUAAAAUGCAUGACAAUAAUGGUGGUGGUCAAGGAGACAAAGAGUAUCUAGUGGAAGUCCUAAUGCUCUCGAUCCAUCACCACGAUAACCUAAAGAUCAUAUCCACGGUAAAAAAAAAAAAAACUACACCUGAAACAAGAAAGUCAAUAGGGAAGAGAUUUAUUAAAGUCUUUAAAACCUGUUCUUGUUUGUGUGUUUUGUCAGAUCUCAAAGAUGAUCAAGAGCCUUUAGAUUGGAACACAAGGAUGAAGAUAGCUGCAGGAGCCGCUAAAGGGUUAGAGUAUCUUCACAGAAAAGCAAAUCCUUCCGUGAUAUACAGAGAUUUGAAACCUUCAAACAUAUUGUUAGACCAUGAGUAUAAACCGAAGCUCUCUGAUUUUGGACUUGCUAAGUUUGGUCCGAGUGAAGGUAGGUCUCAUGUCUCUACUAGAGUUAUGGGAACUCAUGGGUAUUGCGCACCAGAGUAUGCUAGCACCGGGAAGUUGACGCAGAAAUCUGAUAUCUAUAGCUUUGGAGUCGUUUUGUUGGAGCUUAUCUCUGGACGCAAAGCUCUUAUGCCCUCAUGCGAUUGCGUGGAUUCUCAAAGUCGCUAUCUUGUGCAUUGGGCACAAACGUUGUUCUCGGGUGGCCAUAUUGAGCAGAUUGUAGAUCCAAAGUUAUCAAGAAAAGGUGGUUUCUCGAAAAAAGCUUUGAAAAGAACUCUUCAAGUGGCCAUGAUGUGUCUAUUUGAAGACCCAAACGCUAGACCAUUGAUCACCGAGGUGGUGAGUACUCUAGAUUACAUUGUUGAGUACCAAUCGAUGAGAAGGACGACUAGGCGUGGACAAAGAGGAGAUACGGAGAGGGCGGGGACAUCGAGUUCACAGGAUGAGAUGACGAGGAUGUUGAAUGUUCUUGCAGGAAAAAGUGACCCUCUUGAGAGAAGGAGAGUCGUGGAUGAUGCUAAGUCUUGGGCUGAUGACUGGAGGAAGAAGGGCUCUCAGUCAACAGCGGCGAGUCCUUCACAGUGUUGAAAGAUGAAGAAAUCUGUUAUUUGCUUAGUAUUUUUCUCUUCUUUAAUGACUUUGAAGUUGCUUAAGGUUGAC
Molecule: messenger RNA, 1365 nt
Organism: Camelina sativa (false flax)
Lineage: Eukaryota; Viridiplantae; Streptophyta; Magnoliopsida; Brassicales; Brassicaceae
Source: RefSeq, a predicted model, not a curated record